GACCUGAGGGGUCUGUAUGGUGACUGGGGGCAGGCCUCAGGAACUUGACAGCAGGGAUCUGGAAAAGCUUUAAUAACAUUACUUGUCAGGAUUGGGAAAUGCCCCCCUUCCCCCUCCCCCUCAUCUUAGAGACUGCUGCACAUCUGGUCAGGGUGGUCUUCAUGGUGACCCCAAGGUGGCAGGGGUCACACUGUUGUGAAACCGUCCCCUGGGUGUAUGGUGCCAGACCUGGACAUGCAGAUGGUGACUGGCAGGUUGUAGCAUGAGGUGGCUUUGGGACGAUUCCAGGCACAGUGAAUGGGCUGGAUCUGGGGGGUUCUGGGCAGGUCCAUCAAGUGGACACCCCCACAGACUGUCCUUUGGGGAUAGUUGGGCCUGGGAGCCCUGCUCGCCUUGCCAAAAGGCAGGUGCAGAGAGCCACGAAGAAGAGACCCUGGGGGCUCAGAGCCCCACUGCAUGUGCAGCCCAGGACAGACCUGGAGGAGGUGUCACCGCCUGCAGGACUCUCUGUUUAGUUCUGACAGUGGCUUCAGCAACUACCGCGGCAUCCUGAAUUGGUGUGUGGUGAUGCUGAUCUUAAGCAACGCACGGUUAUUUCUAGAGAACCUCAUCAAGUACGGCAUCCUGGUGGACCCCAUCCAGGUGGUGUCUCUGUUCUUGAAGGACCCUUACAGCUGGCCAGCCCUGUGCCUGGUCAUUGUGGCCAAUAUCUUUGCCGUGGCUGCGUUCCAGGUGGAGAAGCGCCUGGCCGUGGGAGCCCUGACGGAACAGGUGGGGCUGCUGCUGCACGGGGUCAACCUGGCCACCAUUCUCUGCUUCCCAGCGGCGGUGGCCUUCCUCCUUGAGUCCAUCACUCCAGUGGGCUCCGUGCUGGCCCUGAUGGUCUACACCAUCCUCUUCCUCAAGCUGUUCUCCUACCGGGACGUCAAUCUCUGGUGCCGAGAGCGCAGGGCUGGGGCCAAGGCCAAGGCUGCUUUGGCAGGUAAGAAGGCCAACGGGGGAGCUGCCCAGCGCACCGUGAGCUAUCCCGACAACCUGACCUACCGCGAUCUCUACUACUUCCUCUUCGCCCCCACCCUGUGCUACGAGCUCAACUUCCCCCGCUCCCCCCGCAUCCGAAAGCGCUUCCUGCUGCGGCGACUCCUGGAGAUGCUGUUCCUCACCCAGCUCCAGGUGGGGCUGAUCCAGCAGUGGAUGGUCCCAGCCAUCCAGAACUCCAUGAAGCCCUUCAAGGACAUGGACUACUCCCGCAUCGUGGAGCGCCUACUGAAACUGGCGGUCCCCAAUCACCUCAUCUGGCUCAUCUUCUUCUACUGGCUCUUCCACUCCUGCCUGAACGCCGUGGCCGAGCUCAUGCAGUUUGGAGACCGCGAGUUCUACCGGGACUGGUGGAACUCGGAGUCGAUCACCUACUUUUGGCAGAAUUGGAACAUCCCUGUUCACAAGUGGUGCCUCAGACACUUCUACAAGCCCAUGCUCCGGCGGGGCAGCAGCAAGUGGGCAGCCAGGACAGGGGUGUUCUUGGCCUCUGCCUUCUUCCAUGAGUACUUGGUGAGCAUCCCCCUGCGCAUGUUCCGCCUCUGGGCCUUCACCGGCAUGAUGGCACAGAUCCCGCUGGCCUGGAUAGUGGGCCGCUUCUUCCGUGGGAACUAUGGCAACGCAGCCGUGUGGCUGUCACUCAUCAUCGGGCAGCCAGUGGCCGUCCUCAUGUAUGUCCAUGACUACUACGUGCUCAACUACGAGGCCCCGACAGCCGGGGCCUGAGCCCCUCCAGGCUGGCGCCCUCAUGGGUGUUGAACUGCUUCGCCUUGCCGCCGGCGACUGGACUGGAGCCCAUCCCCACCUGGGCACAGUGGAGGGGGCCUGGCUGGUAGAAGCUGCCUUCUGGCCCCCACGAGGCCUCUCUGCCCCCCGAGGGCCUUCCUCCUGGCCAGGGGAUGGCAGGCCCGGCACAGCUCAGGCCCACGGGAGGUGCCCAUGUUCUGUAGAUCCCGCCCAAGGGUCUGAAUGUGUCAAUAAAGUGCUGUGCACAGUGA
Messenger RNA from Odocoileus virginianus texanus, 2036 nucleotides. The record is from RefSeq and is a predicted model, not a curated record. Lineage: Eukaryota; Metazoa; Chordata; Mammalia; Artiodactyla; Cervidae.